AUGUAUCGAAAGAAGAAAACUACUAGAGUAUCUUCUACAACUGAUCUCAUAACAAAUGAAAUAAAUGAUGAUAAACUUUUACAUGAUCUUAAUCCUCAACAAAAACGUGCUGUUACUUGUUCAACAAAUCAAUCAACACUUGUUCUUAGUGGAGCUGGUAGUGGAAAAACUCGUGUAUUAACAUCUCGUAUUGCUUAUUUAUUAAAAAAUUGUAAUGUAAAACCGUAUCAAAUAUUUGCUGUUACAUUUACAAAUAAAGCUGCACUUGAAAUGCGUCAUCGUAUAAGUCAAAUGUUACCUGGUAUACAAUUAAAUGAUAUGUGGCUUGGAACAUUUCAUGGACUUGCAAAUCGUUUUUUACGUAUUCAUUGUAAAAUGGUUGGUCUUAAAAGUGAUUUUAUAAUUAUUGAUCCUGAUGAUCAAUUAACAAUAGUUAAAAAAAUUCUUAAAGAUGAAAUAAAUGAAAAAAAUUUUUAUACAGAUAAACCAAAAGCUAUUGUUAAUUAUAUAAAUAAAUGUAAAGAAGAAGGUAAACGUUCAUCAGAUAUAAUUCCUAAGAAUGAAAAUCGUUUUAAACAAUUAAUUUAUACAAAAUAUGAAAAAUAUAUUUAUGAAGAAAAUAAAGUUGAUUUUGGUGAAUUAAUUCUUUUAACAAAAGAAUUACUUGAAAAAGAAAUUGAUUUACGUAUACAUUAUUCGAAAAAAUUUCACUUUAUACUUGUUGAUGAAUUUCAAGAUACAUCAACAUUACAAAUGGAUUGGUUAAAACUAAUGAUGGAUAGAGAUGAUCAAAAUAAAAUUGUUCGAAAUUGUUUUAUGGCUGUAGGUGAUGAUGAUCAAAGUAUUUAUGCAUUUCGUGGUGCUCAAUGUAUUAAUAAUAUAGAAGAAUAUUUAAAAGCACUUUAUUUAGACAGAGAAAAUCCAGAACAUAUUAUUAAAUUAGAACAAAAUUAUCGAAGUACCAAUAUUGUUUUAGAAGCAGCAAAUUCAGUUAUUGAUCAUAAUCACUCUCGUCUUGGUAAAAAUCUUUGGACUGAAAUAAAACAUGGUGAACAAAUUGAAUUAUUUCAAGCAAUUGAUGCUACUGAUGAAGCUAAACAUAUUGCAGGAGUAAUUGGUGAUUUUAAUCAUCGUCAUCCAGAGAUUCCUCUAUCUCAAAUUGCAAUUCUCUAUCGUACAAAUGCUCAAUCACGUGAAUUUGAACAAGCAUUAAUGAAUAGAGGCAUCAAAUAUCGUAUUUAUGGUGGAAUAAAAUUUUAUCAACGAGCUGAAAUCAAAAGUGCUUUAGCAUAUCUUCGUUUAAUUCAAAAUGAAAAUGAUAAUGAUGCAUUUCGUCGUAUAAUUAAUUUUCCAGCACGUUCUAUUGGUAAAGCAACAUUAGAUAAAAUUGAAAAUGGUGCAAAAGAAAAACAAUGUUCAUUAUUUGAAUAUAUUCAAUUAGAUUCAUCUUUAUUUAAACAAAAGAAAAUUUAUGAUUUUGUUAAUUUAAUAAAUCAAUGUAAAAAAACAAUAUUAGAAAAAGAUAAAACAAUGGAAUUAUAUGAACAAGCUUUAUAUAUAUUUGAACAAUCAGGUUUAAUGGAAUCAUAUACAAAAAAACAAGAAGUUGAACGUUUACAAAAUUUAAGUGAAUUAUGUAAUGCUAUGAAACAAUUUUCACAAUUAUAUAAUACAAAUGAUCUUACACAAUAUCUUAGUACUAUUGCACUAGAUACAACUAAUACUCCCGAUGGAAAAUUAGAUACAACAGAUGAAACAGAAAGAGUACAAAUGAUGACUAUACAUGGUGCAAAAGGAUUAGAAUUUCAUUAUGUAUUUAUUGCUGGACUUGUUCAAAAUCUUUUUCCGUCAAAUUUCUUUGGAAAAUGUGAUAUUGAAGAAGAACGUCGUUUAAUGUAUGUAGCAAUAACUCGAGCAAAACAAUAUUUACAUAUGUCUUAUUCUGAAACAUGUUCAACUUAUGGUCAACAAGAAAUGUGUCAACGAUCACAAUUUAUAUCGGAAAUUCCAAAGAAACUUUUGCAUGUUUAUGAUGAAAAUAAUGAAAUGUAUGAACCACCAAAAAAAAAAACUGGUGUUAUUAAAAAAAAUACAAUGCCAAUGCCAAAUGGUUUUAUUACUGGAAAAAAUCUAAUGAAAACUAUUUCAAUGCAUAAGAAAAAAUAA
Rotaria sp. Silwood1 is the source of this 2166-nucleotide messenger RNA. Lineage: Eukaryota; Metazoa; Rotifera; Eurotatoria; Philodinida; Philodinidae. The record is from the annotation of a GenBank genome assembly.